AUAAAACCGUCUGCUAGCGCAUUCUUGGGAACUUGGAUGGAAAUUGGACUUCAUACCUGGAUUACAUCGUAUUAGAUAUGAUAUGAUAUCAAAUCAAACAUGCAUGUAAUGAAUAACAUCAAUUGACAAUAAAAUUGUGAUCUUUAUGUGUAGUAUUAUGUAUUUAGUGCAGUUGUAAACCAUACGGUAGAGAAGAUGUAAUUUAAAAAGGAAAAUAUAAGCUUACUAUUGUUUGGGGUCGAAAAGUUUACAUGGCUUCUAGGGGUACUCUGUUUCGUCAUCCAAACAACAAUCAUGUGGAACAUUAUCAUCAAGAAGAACAUCAAAUCAAUGAAAAGGUACCCAAUCAUAAUAAAAUUAUCACAUCAUUAACUGCGGGAGCCAUGGCUGGAGCUGUAGCAAAAACAACAAUAGCACCUCUUGAUAGAACCAAGAUUAAGUUUCAAAUAUCAAACAUACCGUUCUCUUUCCGGGCUGCUAUCAGCUUUUUAGUCAAAACAGUCAAAAAUGAAGGUUUCUUUACAUUGUGGCGUGGAAAUUCAGCCACAAUGGCAAGAAUAAUACCAUACGCUGCCAUUCAAUAUGCUGCCCAUGAACAGUUUAAAAAUUUUCUUAAAGAAGAUGUUACAAAGAAACAUCUUACACCAGGUAGAAGAUUUUUGGCUGGAUCUUUAGCUGGGGUAACAUCUGUAGCAUUUACUUAUCCAUUAGAUAUGGUCAGAGCAAGAAUGGCUGUUACUGCUAAAGAAAUGUAUCAUAAUUUACCAGAAGUAUUCAUGAAGAUAUAUAGAGCUGAAGGCUUUAGAACAUUAUAUAGAGGAUUUACACCAACCAUUCUAGGUUCUAUACCAUACUCAGGAACAAGCUUUUUUACUUAUGAAACUCUUAAAAAAACUCAUGCAGAAUAUGCAAAGGGAAGAGAACCAACUCCAGUAGAGAGAUUAGUUUUUGGUGCUAUUGCUGGUAUAUUAGGUCAAUCAGCAUCCUAUCCUUUAGAUAUUGUCCGAAGAAGAAUGCAAACAGCUGGUGUAACAGGACAUAGUCAUGAUUAUACCAGUAUUAUAUCUACAGCUCGUAAUGUUAUUAAAGAUGAAGGGUUUAAGAGAGGAAUGUAUAAAGGUUUAAGUAUGAACUGGAUAAAAGGACCUAUAGCUGUAGGCGUUAGUUUUACUACAUUUGAUAUCACUCAGCGUUGGUUACGGAAGAAGACUAUAUUUCAUAUUGAUGAAGAGUCCUAAUACCUAAUUUUAUACUAAAUUGUGUAUCACAAGUCAUCUCAGGUUAUGAUAGGUGCUAUAAUAAGAUGUAAGCCAGUUCUUGUGUUGCAAGUGAAAGUGAUUGUUGUUGUGUUGUGUGAGUUUUUAUUUACUAACUAUGAAUGACAUAAUAUCUUGUUGAGUUUUAAUGAGAGGGUACACUUACUUUGAUUAUAGUAUUUACAAAUUAUAUUUACAUAAUAUUACACAUUUUGUCAUAGAGAGAAAUUAUUACGGCAUAAAACAAUUGUGGACAUUAAAUGGAUUUGAGAAUUGCAUUAUUUUAGGUUAUAAAAUGUAUUCUUGUUAACCAUUGGGCACACAAUUAUUUUGACUUGAUCAUUUUCGAAUACUAGACCAGAUGUAUCUUUUAAACAAAAUAUGACUAUUUACUAAAGAUUAUGAAUUAUGCAAUUUUUCUGUUGCAUAUUGAUCUUGGUAGUUUAAGAGUUUAGAGGGUUAAUUUGAUGUACAGAAUGAUUUUAUGUUUUACAGUAUUAUGUAAAGUUUACUCUAAUUACCCAGUAAUUGAGAUCAAAUUGCAUAAUAUACUAUAUUUAUGUGAGGCAUUUGUUCUUGAAAAACAUUUUUUAAAUCCAACCAAACAAAAAAAAAUUUGUGGAUGACUGUGAUUAUGUAACCAGUAGAGUUUUCGAAAUUACACCCCAAAAAUCUCAUAAAAUCGUGCUUUUGAUAUUGAAAUCCUUUAUUGUGUUAAAAUUGAGCCCUGCAAAUUGUUCAAUAGUCUGUUUGUACUUCAUACAUAAUAUGAUUUUUGGUUGAUAGUUAUAAUAUGAAUCAUGUCUAUAUGUGGAAAAGGCAUAAGCGAACUAUUUCACAUGACAUGAAUAUUCAAUGGGGUGCAUGCAUAAUAUUACUUUAGUUGGAUGUAGUUUCCCUCAAUACCAAAACGUUUGCUGCAGAAAAGGAUUUGGGAGUAGAAAUUGAUCCUACUUUUCAAGAAUUCUAGAAUCAAUGUUUAUUUAACCAUAGUAACCAAAUUACAUACUACAGAAGCGCUUAUCUUAUUUCUAAUCAUUUCCGGCAACCUGGUUUGACUUAGUGGACAACGGUUUUAAAAUGUAUUUCAUUUGCAGCACCCUGUUAAGUUAUAUACAUGUUUAUACAAUUUUUAUACGCCCACAUUUUCAUGUGGAAAAUAUAUUGUCGUCGCCCCUGUCCGUCUGCCACAAUUGCUUGUCGACACUCUACAGGUCACAAUUUUUAUCCAAUUUCAACGAAACUUGAAAUAUAGGUUUAUCUGCCUAAGAUCUUGGUUCCUUUCGAUAUUGGCAUGUAUCGGACCGUAACUUUAUAGAUUAUGGCCCCUGAUUGUACGAAAAAUCACGUUUUUAGCUUGUGGACCCUAUAGACUAGUAUAGAGGUCACAAUUUUUAUCUGAUUUUGUUGUAAUUUGAAAUGUAAGUUUAUAACCCAAAGAUCUUGGUUCCUUUCGAUAUUCGCUUAUAUCGGACCGUAACUUCCUGAAUUAUGGCCCCUAAUUGUACGAAAUAUCACCUUUUUUAGCUUGUGUACCCUAUGGAGGUCACAAUUUAAUUUCAAUUUAAAAAACCGUUUGAAUAUAACACCGUUACACAUUAAUGACGGAUGAGUAUAAAUUUCAUGAAAAUUGGACCAAAACUGCCAGAAAAAAUGGCCGCCACUCAUACGCAAACAGUGUAAAAAUAUGUUAUAUCAAGGUUGUGGACCCUCUAGAGCUCACAAUUUUGAUCCGAUUUUGAUGAAACUUGAAAUACAUGUUUAUAACCCAAGAUCUUGGUUCCUUUCGAUAAUUGCGCAUAUCGGAUCGUAACUUCCUGAAUUAUGGCUCUUGACUGUACAAAAAAUCACAUUUUUAGCUUGUGGUCCCUCAAGAGAUCACAAUUAUUAUCUGAUUUAAAAAACUGUUCGAAUAUGUCACUCCCCGCAAAUAGUGUAAACAUCUGGAAUAUCAAGGUUGUGGAACCUCUAGAGGUCACAGUUUUGAUCCGAUUUUGAUGAAACUUGAAAUACAUGUUUAUAACUCAAAUAUCUUGGUUCAUUUCGAUCGUAACUUCCUGAAUAAUGGCCCUUGAUGUUACGAAAAAUCGCUUUUUGUUUAGCUUGUUCUCUAUCCAUCUCUUGCAAAAUGUGGGCGUAUCUUGCCUGGCAGCCGCUGGUUUGAUGUAUUUUUCACAUUUAAACCAUGUUCCUGAUUUAUAUCUGCUAUUUCAAAAUCAUUGAAGUUUGUUUUAUUUACGAAUCAUUUAUUUGUUGAAAGUGAUGUAUAAACGCGUGCAUUAUUAACACAAAUUGAAUUAUGCGCCAGCAUAUUUUUAUGGGCUUCAUUUAUCAUUUUAUUACUCUUAGCUUCCAUUACUCAUAUUAAAACAGUAAGUCUUGAAAUAGAAAUACUAUUUUGAAACGAUUAGGACUCUCUGAUUUUAAUCAAAAAUAAAAUUGUCGAUUUCAUGUAUUUCAAACAUAUUUUCUUUUCAUCACUGGUAGUCAGUUAAGGCAAACCAGUAUAAGUAUAGGUAGAUUAAAACAUGUAACACAGUCCACAUUUUAUCGAAGGCUGUUCAAAUAAUAUCUCUAAUACAGUGGUUCUCAACCUUUUUUUGCCAGCGGCACGGCACGGCACACCUUGGAACACAUGAAAAAAUAGCGGCACACCUGGCUAAAUAUAUAUGAAAAAUAUCCGAAUUUUUCAAAAUAAAAACAUUUUAAGUCAGACGGAAUACAACCGUACACA
Messenger RNA from Patella vulgata (common limpet), 3990 nucleotides. RefSeq names its product mitochondrial coenzyme A transporter SLC25A42. Gene Ontology annotation, biological process: transmembrane transport. The coding region runs from base 252 to 1238 and encodes 328 amino acids. NCBI's taxonomy places the organism in Eukaryota, Metazoa, Mollusca, Gastropoda, Patellidae. The record is from RefSeq and is a predicted model, not a curated record. The transcript has 8 exons.